CACUCGAAGUCUUUAGUGUUCUCAACAUAAACAACUAAAACAAGACAAAACGCUUUUGUCUCUUUCUCCAAAUCUACGAGGAACCAAGAGAAGACAAAAAAAAAAUCGAAUACUUACUAAGCUUGCAUAUAUAUAAGAAGAAGAUUCAAGUAAGUUUCUUUCAGUACAGAGAACAAUGUAUGUUUCUGAUUUUCGGUCUUCAAUAUGUUACAAAAUCGCAUAUAUAUAUAUAUUCACAAAUAUACUCACUUUCGUUCACGAGAAGUCGAGAACAACUAUGUUUCCAUAAUAUUACAUUUUUGAUUUUAUUCUCCUUGGAAACUAUGUACGUUAACUUAAUUUAUCUGACGUAUGUAUAUAUGUGGUUCAUAUAUGUGGUUCAUAUAUAUACAUACGUCAGAUAGAUUAAUGGGAGAAUGGGAAGAUUAAAAGAUAUGGGGCGUAUAAUUAAUAAUAAUAUGUUCAUUUAACGACUGUGGAAAGUGAAUUACUACUUUGAAACCAUGCAUAAAAGUAAUUACUUUUGUUUUUGUCGACUAAGUAAUUUUGUUUUUAGUAUCAUUUUAUGUGUAUAAAGUUUUGUUCAAUGGAAUCAUUAUGAGUAAUCAAAGUAUCAAAUUUAACUUUUUCAUAAUGAAAUGGAUCAAAUAUACUUUAAUCAUAAUUACUUUUACAUUUUUAUUAUAGGCAUACUUGAAUUCUUAAUUUCACAUCAGUUCCAUGCAUAUCUUUCUAUGUACCGAUGAUAAAGUAUGUGUUACAAAUUGCCAUAUUGCAGAACAUAUAAAAAAUUAGUAGAUCAUAAUGGAGAGUCUCUCGCACAUUCCUCCCGGUUAUCGAUUCCAUCCGACCGAUGAAGAACUUGUUGACUAUUAUCUCAAGAACAAAGUUGCAUUCCCGGGAAUGCAAGUUGAUGUAAUCAAAGAUGUCGAUCUCUACAAAAUCGAGCCAUGGGACAUCCAAGAGUUAUGUGGACGAGGGACGGGAGAAGAGAGGGAAUGGUAUUUCUUUAGCCACAAGGACAAGAAAUAUCCAACUGGGACACGAACCAAUAGAGCAACGGGCUCCGGAUUUUGGAAAGCAACAGGUCGAGACAAGGCCAUAUACUCAAAGCAAGAGCUUGUUGGGAUGAGGAAGACUCUUGUGUUUUACAAAGGUAGGGCCCCGAAUGGUCAGAAAUCCGAUUGGAUAAUGCAUGAAUACCGUCUUGAGACCGAUGAAAAUGGACCACCUCAUGAGGAAGGAUGGGUGGUUUGUCGCGCUUUCAAGAAGAAACUAACCACGAUGAAUUACAACAAUCCAAGAACAAUGAUGGGAUCAUCAUCAGGCCAAGAAUCUAAUUGGUUCACGCAACAAAUGGAUGUUGCUAAUGGUAAUUACUACCAUCUCCCUGAUCUAGAGAGUCCAAGAAUGUUUCAAGGCUCAUCAUCAUUACAUCAGAAUGAUCAAGACCCUUAUGGUGUUGUACUAAGCACUAUUAACGCAAACCCAACCACGAUAAUGCAACGAGACGAUGGUCCUGUUAUUACCAAUGAUGAUAAUCAUAUGAUCAUGAUGAACACAAGUAAUGGUGGUCAUCAUCAAUCAGGAUUACUAGUCAAUGAUGAUCAUAAUGAUCAAGUGAUGGAUUGGCAAACGCUUGACAAGUUUGUUGCUUCUCAGCUAAUCAUGGGCCAAGAAGAGGAAGAAGUAAAUAAAGAUCCAUCAGAUAACUCUUCGAAUGAAACAUUUCAUCAUCUCUCUGAAGAGCAAGCAACAAUGGUUUCUAUGAAUGCCUCUUCCACUUCUUCUCCUUGUUCCUUCUACUCUUGGGCUCAAAAUACACACACGUAAGAUCAAUCCUUAAAACGUGUGUGUAAAUCCGCACGCCUAUAUAUAAUUAAUUGAGGUUCAUGCUUAUUGAUUACAUAUCAUACAUAUGUCUUAACGACUACUGAUUAUUAUUUUACACAAAAAUUGUUUAUUUAUUGUGUUGUAACUUUAUAGUUUUAUAAG
Camelina sativa (false flax) is the source of this 1995-nucleotide messenger RNA. Lineage: Eukaryota; Viridiplantae; Streptophyta; Magnoliopsida; Brassicales; Brassicaceae. The record is from RefSeq and is a predicted model, not a curated record.